AUGGACACCUGCUUCCCUGUGGAAAAACGCUAUAAGAUUAGCAAGCAGGGGGAAAACUUUGAUAGUGACCUCUACAUGCAGAACCUGACCCGUCCGACAGUUUUACCAACACCACGGAGGCUCUCUGUAAUCCCCGUGGGUGAAGACAUAUCAGGGGGAUACGCCCAUCAAGCGGUGCGGAGUAAGACGGUAAAGGUCCAUGUAUACAACAUAAGCCAACCUGUGACUGACGGGAAAGGAAUCCAAUGCGUCCAGAUGAGGAUAGGCAUAUCAUAUGUAUUUACUCCAAUAUGUAUAUAUCCCCCAAAGGAGGACACAAUAAUCUCUGCGUCGCUUGCUGAUGGCAACCCUUUCCAAAAGGAACUACUUGAACCAUUUAUCAAGCUGCUAAGAAAGGACCCUACAAUGCAUUUAAUUGAUAUUGGAGCAAAUCUGGGGAUUUGGACGUUAACGGCGGCAAAAUUGGGAAGAAAAGUUAUUGCUGUUGAACCUUACCCUCCAACUGUUGCAAGGCUACAUUUAAGUAUAGUGAAAGGACAUUUAGAAUCAUUUGUUACAAUAAUCACAGACCCUAUUUCAGACCACCACCACAACGCCACAUUAAAAAUGGCAGAGAAAAAUAUAGGUGGCGUAAGUUUGCAGAAACUUCGGUUCAGAACAGACACACGCGUGUCUACAAUAACGAUGGAUGAUUUAGUUCCGUACUUACCGCGUAAAAUGAAACGUGCUUUUAUCAAAAUGGACAUUGAGUCCAUGGAGUUACGAGCCCUUUCAAAAUGUGAUAAAUUACUUAGAGCUAUUGAUAUCCCUGUCAUUAUGUUUGAAUUUUUCCAAUAUAAGAACUUGCUUCAGCGUAAAGAACUUCGACAGUUUGGUUUAUGGAUGAAGGCCAUGAAUUAUAUCCCUUACAACUCACUAGGCAAGAAUCGUGAACGUCUUGGUGACGUCACAACUGACCGACGAUACAGGCAAGUCUCAGAUCUAUACCUCAUUAAAAAGGAGAGUUUACAGAAAAUUCUGAGGUGGACUGAAGGUGAAGAUAUUAGAGUUUGAUUGAUAUUAUUUUUAGUUAAAGAAAUGUCAGUUGAUUGCUUUAUUUGAGAAUUUUGAUCGUUUUACAUCAUUAUUGAUGAAUUUUACGAAACGGACUGUAAAGGAUCAUUAAGAAAAAUAUAUUGAAGCAUCGAUAGGUACAUUAUUUAUAAAAAAUAACAUUGCAAUACAUCUAGAAAGAAAACUGCCCUCAUAAAUGCUACAAAAUGUUUGUGAUUUAUCAAAGCUACAAGUGCUCCAGGGCACUUGAUAUUUCAUAAUAAUAAAUGAUGCCAUUUGGACAUUGUAAUGUAUGUUCCUCCGUGAAAUGCUACGCUUGGUUUGAUGAUAUUGGGUAAUAUAAUCUCCAAUUAUCUAAAUGUAUCAUGUUAAAUUGAGUUUUGUUUUCUGUUGCACCGUGUAGCUGUUUGUUAUACAUCCAUGGAAACGUGAUGUGUGAGAUUAGAAAUACGAGAUGAACAGAAGAGCAGCAGUUUAUAGGCUAACUCUGCAUCAUCUUGGAUGUCCAUUUGUAUGACUGUCAAAGCUUUCCCCCCAUUAAGGGCACUUUCAGAGAUUAAUAAUCUUUUAAAUAUACAUUACACCGCUGUUCGACAAGUGAUAAAGAACACUGCCCUAGUGAUGUUUAUACCAUACUGCUGAAUGUUAAUAUAUGCCAUCUAUUGAUAUGUCUAUUAUCACCCACUUUGAUCUGAUAGAAUAGAAAACAAUAAGAAUGAACAAUGGAGAUAAAUGUCAUUCAGUCAAAUUUCAUAAUUACCAUUGACUGAUGUUGAAUUUCAAAUUCAUUUGUCAAAAUCAACAAACUCGUUAACUGUUUCAGCUAUAUGAUCUUUGCUGACAAAGCAUUAACAAAACAAACAUACUACAAUUGUACGCAUUUAA
Molecule: messenger RNA, 1938 nt
Organism: Lingula anatina
Lineage: Eukaryota; Metazoa; Brachiopoda; Lingulata; Lingulida; Lingulidae
Source: RefSeq, a predicted model, not a curated record